AUGAAAAGCCCGCGGGAACUUGCCGACCAAUCCAAGUAUUACCGCUUCCGUCGGCAAAGCGGGCAUGAUACUGAGGAGUGCCGCGAGCUGAAGCGGCAAAUCGAGGAGCUCGUCCGUAGAGGACACCUCGAUCGGUACAUCCGACAGAAUAGGGAACUUUCGCCCCAUCCGGAGGGCCCCGUUGAGCGCCACAUCGACGUCAUCGCAGGUGGCCCAGCAUCCGGAGGGAUCAGUAUAUCCAGAAGGAAGGCCUACGCCCGCUCCGCCAGGGCUGAUGCUCCCCAGCGCAGCCCCGACCCCGAGGUCGCGUUCCCUCCCGAGGGCGCUAAGCGAUCAGGGCAUGACGAUGCACUCGUAAUAACGACUCGGAUAGCUAACACCCAAGUGAGGAGGAUCAUGAUCGACACGGGGAGCUCAGCCAACGUGCUCUAUCUUGACACUUUCUAG
Messenger RNA from Musa acuminata AAA Group (dessert banana), 447 nucleotides. RefSeq lists its product as uncharacterized. The transcript has a single exon. The record is from RefSeq and is a predicted model, not a curated record. The coding region runs from base 1 to 447 and encodes 148 amino acids. Lineage: Eukaryota; Viridiplantae; Streptophyta; Magnoliopsida; Zingiberales; Musaceae.